AUGAGCUUCGGUCUCCGUUCUGUUCUCGAGCGGCUGCCAGGUCAGACCAAUCUGCCAAUCAUCAACCCCAACAGCUCAUUAUCGGACAUAUACCAGCAGCUCACUAGGUUCCUUCUCGAGGACUCCAAGUCACUCCGAGUCUUGAAACUUGUGGCAAGAAGUCGCUGCAUUGGUGCGCCAAGUUGGGUCCCGGACUACUCGAAAGUUGCUGAUGCUGACUCUAUCGACGCCAAUACGGUCCACUUAAUUAGCCCUCAUAUGCUGAUCGUAAUUGAUGGUAGCCCGAAUGGCGCUGACAUCUUGGCCAAAGCGGUGCUGCGGAAUGAAGCUGACAUGGUGUCAAUCUGCGCAGCAGUAUAUGGAUUCGAGCCCCCCUACAGAUACCAUAUCGACAACGACAACAUACUCAUUGUUAAAGGAGCUUUUAUUGACAACAUCACGACUGUUCAGAGCGGAUCGGUCCCCGAAGAAUGGGUGGGAAUCGGGACGGCUUCAUACAAGGGACUAGCAUUCGGCAGCUGCAGGACCGGCGACAGAGACGACGGAAACUGUGUCAAGAUCGUGGGGUCUGCAGUCCUCUGGUACAGAAGCACAGGUGUAUAUCUGUUCCAGCGGCCCCUCGGUGGCUUUACAAAAGGCUACGUACGAUUUGGCGAGGUUUGGCAUGCUCACGAAAAGAAGAGGAAAGAAGAAUGGAAGAGAGAGCACGGCUGGACUCAUUUAGAUGCCGAGCCUCACCCUUCGACAUAUCUCCAAGACAUUCUCAUAUCGUAG
Parastagonospora nodorum SN15 is the source of this 774-nucleotide messenger RNA. RefSeq lists its product as hypothetical. The record is from RefSeq and is a predicted model, not a curated record. The transcript has 2 exons. The coding region runs from base 1 to 774 and encodes 257 amino acids. NCBI's taxonomy places the organism in Eukaryota, Fungi, Ascomycota, Dothideomycetes, Pleosporales, Phaeosphaeriaceae.